Jatropha curcas is the source of this 1481-nucleotide messenger RNA. RefSeq names its product E3 ubiquitin-protein ligase SINAT2. Gene Ontology annotation, cellular component: cytoplasm. Lineage: Eukaryota; Viridiplantae; Streptophyta; Magnoliopsida; Malpighiales; Euphorbiaceae. The record is from RefSeq and is a predicted model, not a curated record. Gene Ontology annotation, biological process: ubiquitin-dependent protein catabolic process; multicellular organism development. Gene Ontology annotation, molecular function: ubiquitin protein ligase activity; zinc ion binding; protein binding.
UCUUUGUGUAGCCGUAAUUUGUUCCAAGCUAAGACACGCAAUUCGCGGUGCCUUGCAAUCACGCUCCUCGCUCCACGUCACCACUUCUUUUGCUUCCUGUCAAAUUUUUCUUCGAUGUCAAAGAUGAUGCAAUUAUUGACACUACCAAAGUUGAUUAAAUAUUCAAGAUUUUGGACUCUGGGUCUGGGUCUUUUUACCGUUACUUGGCUGUUUUUGCACUGUUCGGCCUCCUUUGUUGUUUUUGGUGGUUGAUCAAGUUUUUGGGUUCAAUUCCUCAUAUGGGUUUUGAAUUCCAGGGUAAGCUGACUUCUGAAUACCAGAAACUUCGAUUAAAGUACUCAUUUCACUAGUGCAAGCAUUAAAAAUUGACCAAAUCAAUAAUGGCUCCUGGGGAUACCAUCUGUAAGGAGAUGAUCGAAUCAUGCAUUGCAUAUGCAGAUUAUGAAAUGGCAACUUCCAGUGCUGAUUUACGAGUAUCGCCUCUCAGAAAAGCUGCAACUUGUUUAGGUGGAAAUCUCAAAACAUCAUCAACUAGUGAUGUGCAGAACCUGCUUGAAUGCCCUGUCUGCAUGAAUUUAAUGUGUCCUCCAAUUUACCAGUGUCCCAAUGGCCAUACUCUAUGUGCAUACUGCAAGGCAAGAGUACACAACUCUUGCCCAACUUGCCGUGGAGAACUUGGCAAUAUAAGGUGCUUGGCUCUCGAGAAAGUAGCUGAGUCACUGGAACUCCCUUGCAAAUACCAGAUCAUGGGCUGCCCUGAUAUCUUUCCAUACUACAUCAAGCUAAAGCAUGAAAAAAACUGCAAAUAUCGUCCAUACAAUUGUGUAUAUGCUGGAGCUGAAUGUUCUGUCACUGGUGACAUUCCACUUCUCGUUAUGCAUCUCAAGAAUGAUCACAAGGUUGACAUGCAUGAUGGGUGUUCGUUCAAUCAUAGAUAUGUCAAAUCCAAUCCCCAAGAAAUUGAUAAUGCGACAUGGAUGUUAACUGUCUUCAACUGUUUCGGCCGACAGUUCUGCUUGCACUUUGAGGCUUUUCAAAUAGGAAUGGCACCUGUUUACAUGGCUUUCAUGAGAUUCAUGGGAAGUGAAGAUGAGGCUAGGCAAUUUAGUUACAGUCUAGAAGUUGGUGGAAAUGGCAGAAAGCUUACAUGGCAAGGAAUUCCCAGAAGCAUCCGCGAUAGCCAUAAGAAAGUUCGAGAUAGUCAAGAUGGACUUAUCAUUCAGAGAGACAUGGCACUUUUCUUUUCUGGAGGUGAUCAACAAGAGCUGAAGCUGAAAGUGGCGGGACGCAUAUGGAAAGAACAGUGAGAUGUAUAAACUAUACAAACUCCAGCAAGUAUAAUGCACUCAGAAAUUAAGGGUGUGAUUUGUAAAUAAGUAGCAUCAAUUUGCAAGAUCAGUUUUACCUUAAUUUUGACAGCUAUAUUGUAGCUCUUGAGGAGUUUGAAAAUAAGAAAGGAUCCAUAUGGUAUUAUACUGCUA